AAGAUAGCAGGAUUGAUCCAGAAAGACACACACACUAACAUAGUCACAUAGAUAGAUGAUGAAACCAGAACCAUGUUUGGGUUUGAUGAGCAUUAAUGUUGCUUUGAAGCUCACCCUUUUACUAUUAUUAUUUCUGAACUUUGUGGGUAUGAGUUUAGUUCUUAGUGCUGAUGACUAUAACAGAAAUGACUUCCCAACUGAUUUUGUCUUUGGUUCAGGCACUUCUGCUUAUCAGUGGGAAGGAGCUGUUAAUGAAGAUGGAAGAACUCCUAGCAUUUGGGAUACUUAUGCACAUGCUGGGUUUGUGCAUGGAGAUAAUGCAGAUAUAGCCUGUGAUGGCUACCACAAAUACAAGGAAGAUGUGAAACUCAUGGUGGAAACAGGCCUUGAUGCCUAUAGGUUAUCCAUUUCUUGGUCAAGAUUGAUUCCAAAUGGUAGAGGACCCAUCAAUCCCAAGGGAUUGCAAUUCUAUAACAAUUUCAUCAAUGAACUCAUUAGCAAUGGAAUCCAACCACAUGUAACACUGCACAAUUUUGAUCUUCCACAGGCACUUGAAGAUGAAUACGGAGGAUGGGUUAGUCCUAAAAUCAUAAGAGACUUCACAAACUAUGCAGAUGUGUGUUUCAGAGAGUUCGGUGACAGAGUCUUAUAUUGGAAUACUGUGAACGAGCCGAAUGUCUUCACCAUAGGUGGUUAUGACGAAGGAACAACCCCACCUACACGAUGCUCACCCCCAUUUUGCAAGAAAUAUAACAGCAGUAGGGGUGACUCCACAACCGAGCCUUACUUGGCAGUUCAUCAUAUUUUGCUAUCACAUUCUUCAGCUGUGAGAUUGUAUAGAAGAAAGUAUAAGAAUAUUCUUCCACAUAAAGAAACCUUUGUUGGGGCAAAGAAUGUUCAUGAUUCUAUAGAGGCUAAGUUAUAUUGCAGGACAAGCAAUAUGGGUUUAUUGGCAUUGCAGUCUAUUCAUUCGGUUUCAUUCCUGCAAAUGAUACAGAUGAAGACCGGGCAGCCACUCAAAGAGCUCGCGAUUUUUUCCUUGGUUGGACCCUUGGUGCAUGGAGACUAUCCCAUUUCCAUGAAAACUAAUGCAGGUUCCAGAAUUCCAACCUUCUCAGACCGUGAAUCUGCACAGUUGAAGGGUUCAUGUGACUUUAUAGGCGUGAUAUUUUACGACAACCUUAAUAUCACAGACAAUUCUAUCGCGCUGAAGAGGAAUCUGCGAGACUAUGACACAGACAUGGCAGCACAGCUAAUCUUUGGACCGGCCUUGUUUUCAAAUGAAGAGUAUCCUGUCACACCAUGGACUUUACGUGAAGAGCUGAAUAUCAUGAAGACCCUUUAUGGCAAUCCUCCCAUAUUCAUAUAUGAAAAUGGUCAACGGACACCAAGGAAUUCAUCACUUCAAGAUGUGAAAAGGGUGGAAUACUUGCAUGGAUAUAUUGGUGCUGUGCUUGAUUCCAUAAGAGAUGGAUCAAACAUAAAGGGAUACUUUGCAUGGUCUUUCAUGGAUGUAUUUGAGUUAUUGGAUGGGUAUAAUGCAAGCUUUGGCCUGUACUAUGUUGAUAGGGAUGAUCCAAAGUUGAAGAGAUACCCAAAACUCUCUGCAGAAUGGUAUGGGAAUUUCUUGAAGGGUGGAAACACCUCUGGUGUUAGAGCCAUUGAACUAGAGAAAGAUCCAUCCCUUGUUUCCGUUGGCCGUUUGUUUCAAUAGCCACUUUAACUUGUUUACAUAUAUAUAGCGGUUUCAUCUGCUCAUGCAGUUAUGCUUAAAUUUCACAAAUAGAUAUGGAUUUCCCAAAACAAAUAAUCAUUGUGUGUGGACUCUGUUCCUUUUUUAUAAGUUUAAAGUUUAGGAUAUAAUUAUAUAAUUAAAAUUUUUAAAUGUUUAAUUAAGUAGAGAGUAUAAGAGUUUACAACUCAUAUGCAUGUAAUCAUAUAUAUUUAACAUGU
Arachis duranensis is the source of this 1953-nucleotide messenger RNA. Its product is annotated as hydroxyisourate hydrolase. The coding region runs from base 56 to 1714 and encodes 552 amino acids. Gene Ontology annotation, biological process: carbohydrate metabolic process. Lineage: Eukaryota; Viridiplantae; Streptophyta; Magnoliopsida; Fabales; Fabaceae. The record is from RefSeq and is a predicted model, not a curated record. The transcript has 13 exons. Gene Ontology annotation, molecular function: beta-glucosidase activity.